This is a messenger RNA of Mercurialis annua (annual mercury), 2073 nucleotides long. Its product is annotated as chaperonin CPN60-2, mitochondrial-like. The transcript has 18 exons. The record is from RefSeq and is a predicted model, not a curated record. Gene Ontology annotation, molecular function: ATP binding; ATP-dependent protein folding chaperone. NCBI's taxonomy places the organism in Eukaryota, Viridiplantae, Streptophyta, Magnoliopsida, Malpighiales, Euphorbiaceae. Gene Ontology annotation, cellular component: mitochondrion; cytosol. The coding region runs from base 131 to 1864 and encodes 577 amino acids. Gene Ontology annotation, biological process: protein refolding.
ACCCUGAUAAAACUUUCCUUUUUUUUUUUAUUCUGAAAUCCUUAAAACUCACUCUUUUUCAGCUCCAAAUUAUCUUCCCUGUGUGUCUAAACCUCAUUGAUUUAUCUUAACUGACUACACAUAGAACGCCAUGUAUCGUUUUGCCUCAGGUCUCGUCUCCAAAGCCAGGUUGGCUAAGAGCAGUACCCAUCAGGUUGGUAGUAGAUUGGCAUGGAAUAGAAAUUAUGCGGCUAAAGAUAUUAAAUUUGGCGUCGAAGCUCGUGCUUUGAUGCUUAAAGGUGUUGAGGAUCUUGCUGAUGCUGUUAAAGUUACUAUGGGACCUAAAGGACGAAAUGUAGUUUUGGAGCAAAGUUGGGGAGCUCCUAAAGUGACAAAAGAUGGCGUCACUGUAGCUAAGAGCAUUGAAUUCCAAGACAGAGUGAAGAAUGUAGGUGCUAGUCUUGUAAAGCAGGUUGCAAAUGCUACAAAUGAUGUGGCAGGCGAUGGAACAACAUGUGCAACAGUCCUUACCCGUGCAAUUUUAGUUGAAGGAUGCAAGUCUGUAGCAGCUGGAAUGAAUGCCAUGGACUUAAGACGUGGGAUUUCAAUGGCAGUUGAUGCUGUUAUUACAAACUUGAAAAGUCGAACAAGAAUGAUAAGCACAUCUGAAGAAAUAGCUCAGGUUGGAACAAUAUCAGCAAAUGGAGAGAGAGAGAUUGGUGAGCUCAUAGCCAAGGCAAUGGAGAAAGUUGGCAAAGAGGGUGUUAUUACUAUUUCUGAUGGGAAAACUUUGGACAACGAGUUAGAAGUUGUUGAAGGAAUGAAGUUAGACAGAGGGUACAUAUCCCCUUAUUUUAUCACCAACACGAAAAACCAAAAAUGUGAACUAGAAGAUCCUCUCAUUUUAAUUCAUGAGAAGAAGAUUUCAAAUUUAAAUGCUAUAGUCAAGGUUUUAGAAUUGGCAUUGAAGAAGCAAAGACCUUUACUAAUUGUUGCAGAAGAUGUUGAAAGUGAAGCUCUAGCAACUCUCAUUCUGAACAAGCUUCGUGCUGGAAUUAAGGUCUGUGCCAUAAAAGCACCAGGAUUUGGAGAAAACAGGAAGGCCAGUAUGCAAGAUCUUGCUGUUCUCACAGGGGGCGAGGUUAUAACUGAGGAGCUUGGUAUGAACCUUGACAAGGUGGGAAUUGAAGCACUAGGCUCGUGCAAAAAGGUUACAGUAUCCAAGGAUGACACAAUUGUUCUUGAUGGAUUAGGUGACAAGAAAGCCAUUGAAGAAAGAAGCGAACAGUUGAGAUCUUCAAUCGAGUUGAGUACUUCUGAUUAUGACAAGGAAAAGUUGCAGGAGCGACUUGCUAAACUUUCUGGUGGUGUAGCAGUUUUAAAGAUUGGUGGAGCUAGUGAAGCAGAAGUUAGUGAGAAGAAAGACAGAGUUACUGAUGCUCUGAAUGCGACCAAGGCUGCUGUGGAGGAAGGAAUUGUACCUGGUGGUGGUGUUGCUCUUCUUUAUGCGUCUAAGGAUCUGGACAAGUUACCAACUGCAAAUUUUGAUCAGAAGAUUGGUGUUCAGAUUAUCCAGAAUGCUCUUAAGAUGCCGGUACACACCAUUGCUACUAAUGCGGGAGUAGAGGGGGCAGUUAUUGUUGGGAAGCUAUUAGAGCAGGACGAUCCUGACCUUGGAUAUGAUGCAGCUAAAGGUGAAUAUGUUGAUAUGGUAAAAGCAGGAAUUAUUGACCCGCUAAAAGUUAUUAGAACAGCCUUGGUAGAUGCUGCAAGUGUCUCUUCAUUGAUGACUACAACUGAGGCCAUUGUGACUGAGCUUCCCAAGGAUGAGAAGGAAGCCCCAGCCAUGGGUGGCGGUGGCGGCAUGGGAGGAAUGGGUUUUUGAGAGUCGUUACGAAGAUGACAGCAAUUCUGCGAUGUAAUAUCGACAUAAAUCAUUCUUUCAGAAAGUCAUAUAAUUGAGAUAAAUUAUUCUCAGAAAGUCAUAUAAUUGAGUUAAAUCUUGCUCUUUGUUGAGUUCCUGAUAACAUAAUUUCUGAUCAUUUUAAAGCCAGGUACAAGUCUAAUAGUGUAAUUUAAUUUCAUUUCAUCCCA